AGCACAGAGCUCCGCCUCGCUUCAGGAUGCUGGUGAGGGUGCCAACAGAGCCGCAUCUUGACGCCGUCUUGAGCGAUAACGAAGAUGCUUCUGAAGGGUCUUGUCUGCUAUGCCGCCCAUUUCUUUAUUUCGCGUGUAGCAUAUGAAACCGUGCUUUUCUUUUGAAUUACACGAUAGCCUUCGCGCGCUGCUAUUACGUUCUCUGUCGUGGUUUCCCCACCUUCGCAAUGGGCUUGCUGUCAACGUCUCCUCCUCCGUCGUCGUCACGCGAGCUCGUGCCGGGUUCGGUCUCCCACUGACGCCGAGACAAGAUGGUGCGCAUCGCUAGCGCCCUGGGGCUCGUCAUGUUCAGCGUGGCGCUGCUCAUCUUGUCCCUCAUCAGCUACGUAUCCAUCAAGAAGGACUUCCUCCUCGGAACCCCCAGAUAUGGACCGAACGGAGGACCGAGGAUGUACAUGUUCCAUACGGGGUAUCGUGAAAGGCCACCUCGCAAACCUGACCAUAGCUCCCAGAUGGCACUGAAGUAUUUGGAUCCACUUUUCACGCCACUGACCAAUGCUCUCAGUGAGGACUUGAAGAAUUCCUCGAAAUGGAGGUACAACAGCACAGCGUUUAUCCAACAGAGGAAGGAAAUCUCGCAGUACAUCGACAUUCCUCGCAACUUCACAUUAACACGCAGCUUAGUCCGCAUUGGCCAGCUGAUGCACUACGCAUAUUCGAGCCACAAGUACGUCUACUCCAUCGGCGAGAACUUCCGCUCACUCCUCCCCGAGGUCUCGCCGAUUCUUAACAAGCACUACAAUGUCUGCGCCGUCGUCGGCAACAGCGGCAUCCUCACCAGCUCACGUUGUGGCGAUCAGAUUGAGAAGUUUGACUUUGUCUUUCGCUGCAACUUCGCACCAACCGAGAUCUUUAACAGGGAUGUUGGGCGGCGCACAAACAUGACAACCUUUAACCCAAGUAUCUUGGAGAAAUAUUAUAACAAUCUACUGACAGUGCAGGACAGGAAUAACUUCUUCCUGAGUUUAAAGAAGCUGGAUGGUGCAAUUCUUUGGAUUCCGGCGUUCUUCUUCCACACGUCAGCCACAGUGACCAGGACGCUGGUGGACUUCUUUGUGGAGCAUCGGGGUCAGCUGAAGGUCCAGCUGGCCUGGCCUGGAAACAUCAUGGAGUACAUAAGCAACUACUGGAAAACCAAACAGCUGUCGCCAAAGCGUCUGAGCACCGGCAUCCUGAUGUACACCCUGGCGUCUUCUAUGUGUGACCAGAUCCACCUGUACGGCUUCUGGCCGUUUGGCUGGGACCCCAACACAGGGAAAGAGCUGCCCUAUCACUACUACGACAAGAAGGGCACCAAGUUCACCACCAAAUGGCAGGAGGCCCAUCAGUUGCCUGCUGAGUUCAAACUCCUCUACAAGAUGCACACAGAGGGACUGCUGAAGCUCACCCUCUCCCACUGCGCUUAGAUAUGAAACUGCAGGAGGUAUUUCAAUUGUCUCAGCAGAGCUUCCACAGGCCAGAGUCACAAAAAGGAUCAGUUUGAUGUGGAUUGAUAAAUGUGGUUUUCACAACAGCACGAUCUCGGCGAGUUGGCGCAAUGGACUCUUGUGCUAUUUUAGCACGAGAUUGCAGCGUCUAUCGCUAUCAAGCUGUGCUGGUCCUGCAUCGAAGCUGUAGAAACAAGGUGUCUGUUCAUUUUUUUGUCAGUCAACACACUCAAGGACUGCUGCUCUCUCGGUCCGUGCUGCACUUCAGCAAAACAUCACAAGUCAUACAAUGAAGGGUGUCAUUAUUAAUUAUUACAACAGACAAACUAAGGCUACAUAACUUCAUUCCACACACACAAAAAACAUGAAUAGUCUAUUGUCAAAACAUUUAUAGUCACCCCUGGAUCAUACAUAUCAUAUCCUUGUGUGAUUACCUCCACCAAGCACAAAACUUUGAGCAAAGUACGUGAUCACACAUUUUUUUUGGUUUGAGGGGGAAAAAUAACAUAAAACCUAUAUCUACGCUAUGACGUAGCCUGAUUUCCAACAAACAUAUGGACGCACAAACAUGAUUUUUUUGUCUUUUGUUAUCAGGAGGUGUCUCUCCCAUGUGUCGUUCUAGUUAUUAAUGCAGUGCCUGAAUGCCUUGAAGGAGACCAAUGGGUGGUACCUCGAACAAUAAGCCAGGGUUUUUGCAGGUAUGUUGCACAACAAGCGGGAACUUGGCAAAUGUUUUCUUAAAAUAUCAAAAAGCGUUGCAAAAGUACAGAAUUAUUCACAUCACAUCGAUGUGUGUUUGUGAACGUGUGAGGACAUUAUAAACAGCACACCCAGAACUGGUCGGCAGUCAGUCGCAGGCAUAUAUAGACACGGACAUUCACACUCACAUACACAGUGUCACUGAGCGGCAAAUGAACCCACGCUGCCGACACCAAAGUCAGGUAAACGUACUACUACAAAUGUAUAAGAUUUUUUGAAAACGUAUACUUGAUAUAAUGGGUUUAAGAAGUAAUCCUCAAAAUAUACCAUUCUUGGGAAGGUUCAUUUUCUACACCAACUAGUUCAAAGUUCAGUUCACCGUUCCAGAAAUGAACAACUUCAGUUCAUAGUUCAUGAUUCAUAAUUUUGUACAAAGUUCCAAAGAUAAUAGAUAAAGAUUUUUUUCGUCAAUAUGUUGCUGAGUUGCCUCAAAAUACAGGCAUUUCAUUUCCUCGUUGUUCCCUCUCAUUCAGUCGGACAAUAGAAGCCAGAUGUACCUUUCACCCUACAAUCCAAAAAAUAUGAGGAAAAACUUGGGGCUUUUUUUUUUUAAUGAGGAAUUGAAACAAAAACAAAACUUUUGUCCUUCAUGUGCAAAGUCACACAUUACAGUAUGACAGGAGUGAGGGUGACCUGUGUGGAGUUCGCAUGUUCUUCCGUGCCUGCGUGGGUUUUCUCCGGCACUCUGGUUUUCUCCUGCAUCCCAAAAAACAUGCAUGGUAGGUUAAUUGAAGACUCUAAAUUGCCCGUAGGUGUGAAGGUGAGGGCAGCUGGCUUUGUCUCUAUGUCCCCUGUGAUUGGCUGGCAAGCCGGUUCUGGGUGUGCCCCGCCGCCUACCUGAAGAUAGCGUGGAUAGGCUCCAGCACUCCCGUGACCCUUGUGAGGAUCAGUGGCACAGAUAUUAGAUGGAUGUAUUGCAUUACAAAAGAACCAAAGAAUAUAACCACUCCCAUUUUUGCAGUGUUCCUGAAUACAACUUGCACGGUCUGCCUGCCGAAUGUAAACAUGAUUGGCGGUUGCCAAGUACGACUUUCAUCCCUGACAUAUGUAGGCUCGUAUCUCGUUUGUUCAGAUGAGUUUUGUCCUGGAAGUCCCGAGCAAAACCUGACACAAAACUUGACACUCUUGAAUGAAAAUGAACUUUUGUUUUGUUCAAUGGCAGAAUGAGCACAUUCUCAAUUACAUUCAUCAGACAGAAAUGAACUCAAUUCCAUUUCCAAUCGCACGAAAUAUGAAAUAGUUCAUGAGCUUUUGUUCAUUGAUCUGGUUCAGAUACAAAACUGAAAUACAGGAUGUCCCAAAAGUCAUUAUACACUUCCAUACUUUUAUUUUGUUUCAGGUAACCCUUCGGACAACCUUAAGGGCAUCAGCAUUUCACAGCUUAGGGUGUGCAAUGUUUCUAAGUAUCUCAUUCCUUUGCCCAUGGCUCACCAAUUGACUUUGGGGCAGCAUUGCAGUGGUUCUGUCCCUGACUGUGGUUUGUUGCCAGGUUGAGAAGCUUUCUGGGCAUUACACCGCUCUAAUGCGACGACAAUUUACAUCAUGAAUUCAGAUUGCUCAAAGGCUUCCAGUCCAAUAUUAUGAUGGUCAACAUCCUCAACGUACCUAAACGUAAAGCUUUAUUACCCGAGAUGAGUUGAGAUUUUGCUAAUACUGAGUUCCAGUUUGGUCUUUCAGGUCGCCUAGCUUUCCACAAACGCCAGCGCUAUGAUUUUGGUGUUUUCAUUACUGUGGUGGUAGCAGGCCUUGCACUGCAUGGUUUGACAAGAAAAGAUCCUGUAUGGAGAAACUUGCCAUGGCUAGCGUAAAUUACCAAAAAGCUUCUCAAGCUAGCGCUGAACUGCAGUCAAUGGUGGGAAAAGGUUUGCUCUGUUGUCAAGUGGUGAGUCAUGGGGCGUGAAUGAUACACUUGCAUAACCUGCAGACCCUCAGCUGUCAAACGAGGAUGGCUGUCCACAUGAUACCUGCAACAAAACUGAAAAAAAAAACGGCGCAUAUAGUUAUGUAUAUUUCACAAAAUGACAAUGGAAAUAUAUUCUUUCAAGAACAGGCUAGUUGUACCGUUUGUAAUGAUUAUUAAUGUUUAAAUAGACGUUCUCUGAGUUUAAGUGAUGUAAAUUAGCUCCAAAGUGUUCAUGGGAGUCACAGAUUAUGUACCUGAACUGUUCGGUUGGACAGACCCAAACAGGAGUCACGAUUUGCUCUUGUUUUGAAAAGUUUACUUCGUGAAAAACAACAUGAGUAGUGCAUUCGGUGUUCCUUUCUGGAAAAGAGCAAAAAGAAAAAAAAGGGACUCAUUUCACUUGCAUGUACAACAUUUUAUUUUGUGUGUGAUCUAUCAGAACUACUAAGUACUGUAAAUGUCAUCAUACCUGGGUUGCGAUGCCAGUAUCUUUUGUUACAUGAAGUUUGUUUUUCAUUUAUUUUCUUUUGCUGCAUUGCUUUUUUUCUGAGUGUUGCACUUUCCUGGGCUUGCAUCUGAUACAAUGCUUCAAAUUGCAAUGGUGCCUUGAGAUGUGAGCGACCUAUCUUGUGACUUUUUUUAAAAUAUGAGCAGCCGGUCGCAAAAUUUUGGGUUUGCUUUUGGAGUAGUAGAAAUUUGAGGCAUGAAAGAUCACUCACUUCACAACAAGUAGCAGUUUAGCAGAUAGUGAACAAUUCUUCAAAAAAAGAGGCUAGUGUAAUACUUAAAAGCAAUGCUAACUGCCAUAGACAGGCUAAAAAAACAGCAUGUAUGUGGUUUUGUUAGAAGUCUUUAGGCGAUAAAUAUUUGAAAUCAAAGGUGCAUCAACCAAUGUAGGCAGACAGUAUAAAAGUAUUCACAGGCACAUAUUCUUUAUCCUCUGCAAAAAUUAAAUACUCUUACUCUGGUUCAGUGGGGUGCUAUCACGUGCCCCAGCUUUUACAAUUUUAAGUGCUCGCGCACCCUGACCCCCUACCCCCUGGAUGGGGACAAUUUCAAGAGGUGGGAGGUGGAGUUACUCUCCAAAGAGGGCGGCGCACCCAAAACAGUUGAAAACCACUGAUCUGUCUUACUGAGUCACCUGGAGAAGUGUUUAACCUCUUCUUGGUUUGUCAACAAACACUAGAAGGAACCACUAUGAAUUAAUCAUGAUGCACAAACUACUUUUUUUUACAUUUAAUUUUGUUGAUAAUUAAAUUACCAUGUGUUUUAUUUUGUUGGACAAUAUUACAGAGUCCUAUUUUCCUUCUGAAAAACCACAUUUGUUUUGGAGGGGAGGAAGCUGGAACAGAUUAAUGGGAUUUCCAUUCAUUUCAAUGGGGAAGGUUAUUUAAGAUACGAGUGUUUUAAAUUCCGAGCAUGGUCAUAAAUUAAACUUGUAUCUCAAGGAACCGCUGUUCUUUAUUGAUAAUAACCGCACCAAUAAUAAAUAUACUUGCAACAUUCACAAAACUGGAUUCUGGAUUGUUGUUUAACUGUUAAAUAUUUUGGAAUUUCUGACUGAAUGUAUUUAUCAGUUAUCUCUGGAGAAUAUUUGUGUGCAUACGUUAAAGUGCACCAUUUUCUUGGGUCAUUGUGAUGUGAUUCAUAACCUAGUAUUUAAGUAUUUAGUCAUUAAAUAUUGAUCGGAUGUUGGAUUUCAGUCUGCACUUACACACAAAAAGUGUUGGAGCAGAUUUUCUUUUUUUUUUUUAAUUGGUUUCAUUAUAAAACAUUCUCAUCAGCAGUUAGUAGCCCCCCCCAAAAAAACACAACAAUAGGUACUCUAUUCUACAAAUUAUUUAAAAACACAAGGAUGGAGUGUCAUUUUGAGUUAAUUAAUUUCUUUUUGCAUAAUCAACUCUCUUAUUAACGCCCUCAGCCCCUAUGGUUGGCAUUAGCAUACUCAGGUUUUCUAAAGUACCUUAUCCGGUACUUCAGUUGUGUUUUUGUGUGUGCCCCUUUAGUGAUGUUUUUGAGUUUAUGUUUAGGUUCACCCCUGGUGGGUUGUACCAUACAUCACACCUUUACUUCUCCCUUAAAUUAAAUGCUGCAAUGAGAUUUUAGUAUUGUAAUAACUUGGCGUUAGUCCAGUUUUAUUGAGUAUUUGGUUGGACAAAGUUCCAUAAAUACAUUAAGGCCAAGGAAAGGGGGUCACCGAGUUUGUAAUAAUUGUUCAAAAUGCAAUUGUUGUUAUCAUAUGCGUGAUGCGCCCAAAGUUUUAAAGACAUAGUUAGAGGCUACUUUAUCAUAUUUUUAAGACAGUUUGGACCAGCUUAUGCUUGCAAGUUUUAAGGGGACACCAUUUCCUGUUCCUGGUUGACAGUUCCCCAGAGGGCAAAGGUCCCAAAAGGGGUUGCUUGAAUGACUUUGGUGUGGAACAACUUGAUUGAGUCAAGCAGAAGCAUCAGCGACCUCUGACCUGUUGCUCUUCUUGAUGAAUAGAUCCGACAAACGCACUCCAAAAUCUUGUGGAAUGGGUGAAAGCUGCUAUAACUGCAAAGGGAUGAUAGACUCCAUAUUAUCUUUUCUUACCAUAUAUAUAUAAAGAGAGAUAGAUACUGUAAAUCUAGGAGAAAAAUGCAGAAUCUCUCCUCUCUUCCUUCCGCUUUGCAACACAUCAGUUGCAGAAAAUGCACAUUAACAGGAUUUGCAGAGAUAUGGAAGAUCAUGAUACAUUACAGUAUCGAUGAAAAUACUUCGACUUCACAUUCUACUGUAUAUCAUGUUGUGAACAAGCAUCACUCACAUAUGGAAUGCAGUAAAAUGACUCAUUUUGUAGUCAUUCUGUCACGUGUUUGGAUAUAUUUCACCAUGUGUUGAUUAGUUGAGAAGCCAAAUUGGGACUAUUUUGAUAGUCCAUGUCUAUUUUGCCUCUUGAUUUUUAGACGGCAACUUUUUUUCCUAAAUAUAUUAAUAUUUGAGGUCAUUAUAUUUCAUCAUUUAAUUGAAGUCAUUUAAUUUUGGUAAAAAUAUGUUGAUUUUUUUUUUUUAUUUACUACAAAAUUUUAUUGUGACACAAAUUUA
This is a messenger RNA of Syngnathoides biaculeatus (alligator pipefish), 7215 nucleotides long. RefSeq names its product ST8 alpha-N-acetyl-neuraminide alpha-2,8-sialyltransferase 3 (gene st8sia3). The record is from RefSeq and is a predicted model, not a curated record. NCBI's taxonomy places the organism in Eukaryota, Metazoa, Chordata, Actinopteri, Syngnathiformes, Syngnathidae. Gene Ontology annotation, biological process: oligosaccharide metabolic process; N-glycan processing. The transcript has 5 exons. The coding region runs from base 312 to 1466 and encodes 384 amino acids. Gene Ontology annotation, molecular function: alpha-N-acetylneuraminate alpha-2,8-sialyltransferase activity.